CGCAUGCGCAUGAAGUAGGAAGGAAGCGUCAUUGAAUCUUAUUUUUUUUUGGUCGAAACACGGUCUACAAGUCCCAGACCAUGAACUACGUGGGCCAGCUGGCUGAGACGGUGUUCGUGACGGUCAAGGAGCUGUACCGGGGCCUGAACCCGGCCACGCUCACGGGGGCCAUCGAUGUCAUCGUGGUUCGCCAGCCGGACGGCAGCCUCCAGUGCUCGCCGUUCCACGUGCGCUUCGGCAAGCUGGGCGUGCUGCGCUCCAAAGAGAAAGUGGUAGACAUGGAGGUCAAUGGGGAGCCAGUUCAACUACAGAUGAAGCUGGGGGACAACGGGGAAGCGUUUUUCGUGGAGGAAAAUGAGGAUUUUGAGUCCAGAGUCCCCGCCCACUUGUGCACGUCGCCCAUCCACAUGGAGCUCCUGGGGGAGGCUGAGGAACCCUUGGAACAGCCCGUCAGUUCCGGAAGCAUGCGCAGGAAAAAGCGCAGGCGCAAACGCAUUCGUUCUGAGUCCCACCGAAGAGAAGAUGGUAGCUCCUCGUCCGAUGAGAGGGAGCGGGAGAAGGAGCAGGCAGGAGAACAGGGGAGCCCUGCCACGUCCAUGCUCGCCAGUAAAUCUGUGUACUUCUCGUUAUCCGAGGAGCCCAAUGAAGAUCUGUCGGCCAUGCAGUCCAGGGACAUCCACCCUCACUCAGAGGGUGAGUGGUCCCCCUCAGAGAGGAAAAGCAUUUGUACACCUGAAGUAACUUGUUGCAGUGUGUUCUACAGCCGGCCUUCCUCGCCCAAGAGUGACUCGGAGCUGUUGAUGAAGCCUCAGGACUCUUUAGGACCUCAGAUGCAGUGGAGCUGGGGAGGCUUUCCCAAGAUGUGUCCAGCAGAGAGGGGGACGUUGGAGGUGCAGCGAGGUGUCCGCCCUUCGGUCGGCUCCCACUUCCGCACCAUCCAGCGUCAGGACUCGUUUGACAUGGGCCUGGAGCCUGGGGUCAACAGUAGUAUGACAGUGGUGGUCAGGCCGAAGCCCAGGAUCGCCGUGGCCCAACCGACAGAAAGCUCGCUCAUAGACCUAGAGGGAACAACCGACGUGUCCCACUCCACCCCGAUUCACCCCACCUCAGACCCGUCAACGUUAGCCUCAAUAGCAGUGGCUAGCGUAGACUCACCCGAGGCCCCAGUGCCAGGAAAAACAGAAGCAGAGCCACAUGUACAGACCCUGCUGGCAGGGGAGGAAGUAGCCCCAUCCAACCUGGAGCUGGAAAACCGCAGAAACUCCCUGGCUAGCAAAGUUAGCAUGGAUAAUGUAGACAACACUAGACCCACUAACAGUAAUUUCGAAUAUGUACCUAACACGGUUGGCCAAGUAAAUGGAUGCUUAGCCAAACGCAUCCCACCCAAAAAUGGCAGCAGGAAGGUCAGUAAAUUAUGCACAAUCAAUGCAGACAGGCUUGCUAGUGAUAGCACUUCAGCUAACACGACUAGUUUGGCCAGUGCGCCCAGCUUAGGUCCCAUUACCACAGAUUCUCUGUGUAGCAUAGAACACCCAGACCUGUCCAGUGGCUUUCUGGGACCUGACGGACAGGAGCCAGGAGUUAUCUUGACUGAGGAAACCGAUGUGGUUGAGGCCUGCACCGGGGGACUGAAGGCGCCAGACAGCGGCACUGCAGUGACAAGCAGCGCCACAUCAGGCUCCCUGGCCAAUCAAGCUGCAGAAGGUGCCGGAGUGAAAGAUGCGGGAGCCAAUGAGGCCGUGGGGGAGGGGCACACUGGCUCAGCAGACUUAGCAGGCAAAGCAGAGCACCAGGACAGGAAGAAAGGUAAACGCAGUCAGCACCUGGGUCCCUCUGACAUCUACCUGGACGACCUGUCCAACCUGAACCCCGAGGUGGCGGCGCUCUACUUCCCGCCAAAAAAUGAGACCGAAGUGGGGUUGCGGCUGGACGCGGAGCUGGGCCCCGGCUCAGGUAACCAGACCCCCCAGUCCGUGGGCAGCGGGGCCGUAGACAGUGGCAUGGAGUACCUGUCUGACAGUGCCAGUGACCACAUGGAUGUCAGCAUGUCGCUCUGCGGCGGCACUGGCCACACCAGCCAAAUCAACCGAGAUAAGUUCUUGGAGCACCUGGUGAAGUACCAGGAUUUGGUGAGCAACCCUGGAAUUAUCGAAGACCCAAACCUGGUUAUUUGCAUCAACUCAAAGUAUUAUAACUGGGCAGUGGCUGCCCCAAUGGUCCUGUCAAUGCAAGUCUUUCAGAAGAGUCUCCCAAAGAGUACUAUCGACCAGCUGGUGAAGGUCAAGAUGCCCAAGAAGUCUGGCCGCUGGUGGUUCUGGAGGAGGAAAGACAUGGACACUAAUCACAUCCAGGCGGGGGAGACCUCGAAGAAGGACCAGGAGGACGGCCAGUCGGAGACUGAAGUCUCAGUGGCAGCCACAGGGACCUCCACUGCCAUGCUGGCGACCAUCGAUGACCUGACUAGUGACGAGGAGACAGUCCUUUGCGGCGAGGGCAGCCUAUCAUCAGAGACUGUGGAGAAAACAAACACUGCCCAGUGUUUUAGCCAGAUGUAUCGCAAGUCCCUACGCCUGACCUCUGAACAGAUAGAGCGGUUGAAUCUGCGUGAGGGAGCAAACACCGUUAUGUUCAGUGUGACCACCCAGUACCAGGGCACCUGUCGCUGUGAGGCCGCCAUCUAUCUGUGGAACUGGAACGACCGAGUUGUCAUUUCAGAUAUCGAUGGCACCAUCACAAAAUCCGAUGCCCUGGGUCACAUCCUACCUCAGCUGGGGAAAGACUGGACUCACCACGGCAUCGCCCGUCUCUACCACAAAAUCCACCAAAACGGUUACAAGUUCCUGUACUGCUCAGCGCGGGCGAUCGGCAUGGCCGACAUCACCAAGGGCUACCUGCAAUGGGUGAACGACAAAGGCACCGUUCUCCCCAAGGGCCCGGUUCUGCUGGCCCCCAGCAGUUUCUUCUCCGCUCUGCACAGGGAGGUGGUGGAGAAGAAGCCGGAGGUGUUCAAGAUCGCCUGUCUCACAGACAUCCGAGACCUGUUCAACCCCCAGAGGCAGCCCUUCUACGCGGCCUUUGGCAACAGGACCAACGAUGCCUAUGCGUAUAAAGAGGUGGGUGUCCCUGACACCAAGAUCUUCACUGUGAACCCCAAGGGAGAGCUGGUUCAGGAGAAGAACAAAGGGACCAAGUCCUCGUACACUCAUCUCGGCGAGCUGGUGGAGCACUUCUUCCCUAUGAUCUCACAGGAUGGGUGGUCGUCCUCGUUUGACUGCCCCGAGUACAGCCACUUCUCCUACUGGAGAGAGCCUUUACCUCCACUGGACCUAUCUGCUUUGAAUUAGACAAACACACACAGCCUUUCCCAUCACGUUUCUCUUUUUAUUCUUUCUCAUAAACAUUUCUCUCUCUCUCUCUUUAUUUAAUACACUUUAUAUUCUUUUAUUCUGCAUUUACUCAUCUGACUUGAGCAUCUGUUUUUGAAAAACCUACAGGUACAGACACAAGAGAGCAGAUUGAGACCAAAUAUGAGCAAGUGACUGUACAUUUUAUGCAACACCACUGAAUAUUGUGCAAUACUUUUAGCAAUAAUAAACACUGUACUGACCAGGGCUUGUUGCUAUAAUCCACAUCAUACUGGAGCAAAGUGCAUUUGUGUUGCUCAAUAAUUCCAAAACGAGCUUUGUCAUUUUGGAUCGCUAUAUGCAUAACUUUAUAUUAGCAUGCUGUAAACUUUAUUACCUGUGGCAUUUAAAGACAACUGGACAAGAGCACGUUUCUGUUUUGGGUUUGUUUUAAGUAUAGUAUUUAAAAGGUUAAGUUGUAUUAGUCACGUACACACGGCAGAUGUUGUUGCUGGUGUAGUGAAGAGUUUGUCUUGUGGAUUCCUGUGCUGUUGGCCUACAUUGACUAUCCAUACUGUUCACCCUGUUUAAUGUUAACAGUUGCAUAUUUAUUAAAAAGUUCUACGUUUGUUAUACAGUUGAA
This is a messenger RNA of Esox lucius (northern pike), 3987 nucleotides long. RefSeq names its product SMP2 and LNS2 domain-containing protein. Lineage: Eukaryota; Metazoa; Chordata; Actinopteri; Esociformes; Esocidae. The transcript has 20 exons. Gene Ontology annotation, biological process: fatty acid catabolic process; cellular response to insulin stimulus; triglyceride biosynthetic process. The record is from RefSeq and is a predicted model, not a curated record. Gene Ontology annotation, molecular function: transcription coactivator activity; phosphatidate phosphatase activity. Gene Ontology annotation, cellular component: nucleus. The coding region runs from base 81 to 3344 and encodes 1087 amino acids.